This is a messenger RNA of Vairimorpha ceranae, 195 nucleotides long. RefSeq lists its product as hypothetical. The record is from RefSeq and is a predicted model, not a curated record. The transcript has a single exon. Lineage: Eukaryota; Fungi; Microsporidia; Nosematidae. The coding region runs from base 1 to 195 and encodes 64 amino acids.
AUGCUGCACACAGAAGAAGAACUAGGAAAUAUUUUGAAUAAUUUUAAAGAAAGAAUAUUAGUUAAAAAUUGUCUCGAGUGUUGGGAAAAUAUUUCUUUUUACACCGAUGGAAGAGUUGUUUGUUGCAACAAAAUAAAUAACAUAGAUAUUCGACUUAUAAGAAUACAUGUUUUUGUCAUAGGAAAGUUUCAAUAA